AUGUUUCCAGGACAGGGACGUCAUUCAUAUCAAGGUAAUUAUGGUCCUCCACAAGGACCACCUCCUAAUCAACAAUAUAAUAAUUAUGGUCCACCACAAGGUCCUCCUCCUCAACAAUACAAUUAUCAAGAUAAUUAUGCUAGACCAAAUCAACCACCUCCUCAACAACAAUACAACAAUAACUAUAAUAGACAACAACCUGGUUUAAAUGGAGAACCAAAUUAUGGCAAUCAGUAUGGAUCCGGAAGUUAUUCAAGACCACCAUCAAAUCAACAAUCUUUUGGUGCUCAAGAUUAUAAUUAUCAAUACUCACAAUGUAAUGGAAGAAAAAAAGCAUUAUUAGUUGGAAUUAACUAUAUUGGUACCAAAAAUGAAUUACGUGGAUGCAUAAAUGAUGUUGGUAGAAUGGAACAGUUUUUAUUGAAUCAUGGUUUCAAUAGUGAUGAUAUAGUUAAAUUAUCAGAUGAUCAAAGAAAUAGAAGAGCAGUACCACUUAGACAAAAUAUAUUGGACGCUAUUCAUUGGCUUGUCAAAGAUGCAAGACCAAAUGAUAGUCUUUUUUUCCAUUACCUGGGGCAUGGCGGAAAUACUCCUGACCUUGAUGGUGAUGAAGAAGAUGGCUUUGACGAAGUAAUUUAUCCCCUUGAUUUUGAAACUGCUGGAUUUAUAGUUGAUGACUUAUUACAUGAUAUGAUGGUGAAAUCUUUACCUCCUGGUUGUCGUUUAACGGCUCUUUUUGAUUCUUGUCAUUCUGGUUCAGCAUUGGAUUUACCAUAUAUGUAUUCUACAAAAGGAGUUUUGAAAGAACCAAAUAUCGUAGCUGAGGCUGGUCAAGAUUUAUUACAAGCAGGAAUGGGAUACUUAACAGGAAAUAGCCGUAAUAUGAUGAGUGGUUUAAGUUCUGCUUUUAAAAGUGUAAUGAAUCAAGGUAAAGCAUCAAAAGCUCAACAAUUAAGUAAACAAACCAAAACGGCGCCAUGUGAUGCUAUAUCUUUUAGUGGAUGUAAAGAUGAUCAAACAAGUGCAGAUGCUCAAGAACAAGGACAAGCAACUGGAGCAAUGAGUUAUGCGUUCUUAACUGUAAUGAAUCAAAAUCCAAAUCAAUCUUAUUUAUCAUUAUUACAAAAUAUGAGAUCAAUUUUACUGAGUAAAUAUUCACAAAAACCUCAAUUAACUUCUUCUCAUCCAAUUGAUACCAAUUUACAAUUCAUAUUUUAA
Molecule: messenger RNA, 1218 nt
Organism: Lodderomyces pseudojiufengensis
Lineage: Eukaryota; Fungi; Ascomycota; Pichiomycetes; Serinales; Debaryomycetaceae
Gene: MCA1
Product: Ca(2+)-dependent cysteine protease
Exons: 2
Coding region: 1-1218 (405 amino acids)
Biological process (GO): proteolysis
Molecular function (GO): cysteine-type endopeptidase activity
Source: RefSeq, a predicted model, not a curated record